Messenger RNA from Trypanosoma cruzi, 1080 nucleotides. RefSeq lists its product as uncharacterized. The transcript has a single exon. The coding region runs from base 1 to 1080 and encodes 359 amino acids. Gene Ontology annotation, biological process: protein ubiquitination. Gene Ontology annotation, molecular function: ubiquitin protein ligase activity. NCBI's taxonomy places the organism in Eukaryota, Euglenozoa, Kinetoplastea, Trypanosomatida, Trypanosomatidae. The record is from RefSeq and is a predicted model, not a curated record.
AUGGGGGCAAACAGCUCGCGUGAGCGACGCUCUCAGCGUCGUAGUCAAAGCAACGCGGUGACACCUCCAGCCAACAUGCCUCCACACCUAGCAAACCAGUACAGCAACCGACGUCAAAUGCCAAACAAUGGCAACAAUGUGCCAACAGCGCCAAAUUACGAUGCAUCGCGGCCAGCGCCAACACUCCCACCACCACCACCACCAGCAGCAGCACAGCAGCAGCAGCAGCAGCCUUCUUCUCCUUCUGGAAACGCCGACAAUAAUAACUCGGCGAAUAACAAUCAACGGGGUGUUCAGGAGGGACAAAUUGUAAAGAUGUUGGCAACUAUUGAUGCCUCUUCAGUGGAUUACGAUCCAACUAUGCAGCGACUCAAGUUUCGCGUUACAAGCGUCUGCCCUUUUUUGUCAUACGAAAUUCAUACCGGUGUGAAGGAAUACAUCAGAGGGGGAGAGGUUUUUUAUAUGCCAAACAAGCCCAAAAUGGAGCCGCCGCGUCUCACGCUUGAAGGGCCACAGGAAAAUAAGGAGAUCAAUGUGCAUAUUGAUGUGUCCAAGUUAGAGGAAAAAGAGCGUGUCUAUAACAAACAUUACCCCAAGCAGCAGCCGUGUGUCAUUGUUUUGCGUUACCGUAUAAAGGAAUUACGUAAGCAGGAGAAUAGCAGCGCAAAUGCCUCUCCAGUUGAGGAGAUUGUGGAGCACACGGAACACACCGCGGUGGAUCUUGCUGAAAACCCAAAGAGGCGGGUAAUCAGUCAGAUUAUUACUGCUGGGGGUUCAGCGUAUGUGGUAGAAGACUUAUUUGGAGUGGAUGGAGAUAGCCCGGGUGCGGCUAAUGGCAAUCCGGAGGUGAUGCUCGGAACCACCAUUGUGCCUCAUGAAGGCGAGGAAGAUGAGGAUGGAUUGUGUGUUAUUUGUCUGACCGUCCCAAAGGACACCGCAGUCAUGCCAUGUCGUCAUAUGUGUCUUUGCAAGGGUUGUGCAGAGGAGUUGAUGCGUCACACACCCAAAUGUCCUGUAUGUCGAGGCUUCGUUUCGACACUUCUCCAUAUGCCGUCGAUAAAUGGCAACAGCCCUGCAUGA